AUGAAUGAGGAGGCACUGUUGGCGCGGGCUUCCGAGGAGCGGGAGCGUAUCUUUCAGAGAUAUGAGCGGGGUCGAGAAAAUCUUGUCGGCCAAAUAGACCCUUGGGAAGAUCCAGAAUUUGAAGAGUAUCACAAAACUGACAGAUAUGGUUUCAUACACGAUGAGCGCUUGCCGCAGAAAACGGCAUCGCAAAGAGUCACCACUGAGGUGGAAAGGGAAAAAAAAUGGGUCAAAAUGCUUGCGAAUUGGGAUUCUCCAACAACCAAGGAAAAAUUGCAUAGGCGAAUAUACAAAGGCAUUCCAUUAUCUCUACGCAUGAAAGUAUGGUGUAAGCUGUUAGAUAUCAAUAGAAUUAAAUCUGAAAAAGUUGGUAAAUACCAAGAGAUGCUUAAAUUAGCCAAACAAUGGUCGACCGAUGUAAGACAAAUUGAUUCAGAUGUUAAUAGACAAUUUCGUGAGCAUCAAUUCUAUAGGGAGAGGUAUUCUGAGAAGCAGUGUUCGUUGUUUAAUGUUCUAUGUGCAUAUAGUAUGUACAAUUCGGAAGUUGGGUAUUGCCAAGGCAUGUCUGGUUUGGCAGGAGUAUUGUUAAUGUAUAUGGAUGAAGAGGAUGCCUUUUGGGCACUUGCAGUACUCUUGUCUGACAAAAGGUACGCCAUGCACGGACUGUAUAUUGAAGGCUUUCCAAAGCUAACGAGAUUCCUAGAACAUCAUGAUAAGAUACUCACAAAGUUUAUGCCGAAACUGAAACACCAUUUUGACAAGUUCGGUUUAGAUGCAAUACUAUAUUCUCUUAAAUGGUUUUUCGUAUGUUUCGUGGAACGAGUGCCCUUUAGCCUGUGUUUGAGAGUAUGGGAUAUAUAUUUGCUUGAUGGUGAAAGAGUGAUAACGGCAAUGGCAUAUACAAUAUUAAAAUUACACAAAAAGGCGAUAAUGAAGCUUAAUGACAUGGAUUUGAUUGUAAAUUAUAUUCAAGUAAAGUUGCACAAAGAUUUCGGCUACGAAGAUGAUAUUGUGAUUUACCAUUUGGAGCGCUCCAUGGAAGAGUUAAAACGAGCUAAACUCGAUUACCCUGGGCAGCCACCUGCUAACGAGUUGCCAAAGCGACAACUUGGCAUGUUUGUGGAGCCGGACAAGAAGUCAAAAAUUGGUCAGCGCGCGGAAAAUUUUUCCGAUACGGAGAAGCAGGCCCGAGCAACGGUAAUUUUAAGACGUGAAAAAGCCGCACUGGAGUUGCAAGAGCUACGCGUUUCACAGAGCGAUACAGUUUCAGAGCACAGUGGCGUUGCGAGCGGCGUUCGUUGUGAGGAUUCUGUCUCGGCACUCGGCUCGCGGCGCUCCCUGGCCGACACGAGCGUGACGAGUACAGCCGACCUCAGCGUAUUCUCCAGCGGGCGCUCGCACGCACCCGACAACUCUCUCGACACCCAUAGCAACGUCAGCGACGACGGCACUGGGUCAGAUGGAUCUGGUGUAUGCGGGAUGAGUAUCCAGAGGGCGCCAUCCACCGCACAUUCCACUCCACGAGCGACGCCUCGCCCACCUUCAGUAUCUCCUAUGUCUGAUGACGUGGUCCGCAUUCAUGUGACGUACAACCCUUUGUCAGCCAGCCCUUCCCAUUUGCACCCCAUUAGCCCUUCAAAGUUCAAGACCUAUACCGAGGAACACCACAAACCAGUCUCCUUAGGUUUUUAUACGACUAAUGGCAGCAAUCAUCCGUCAGAUAACAGAAUUAGAAUACAGGUACCGUCAGAGGAACUGUUGACCCCAGUAGUGGAUUCUGGACGGAUUAUCUCACAACGUUACAUUGAAUCUCAUUCGGAUUUAUAUGAUCUUAAAUAG
Molecule: messenger RNA, 1839 nt
Organism: Parnassius mnemosyne (clouded apollo)
Lineage: Eukaryota; Metazoa; Arthropoda; Insecta; Lepidoptera; Papilionidae
Source: the annotation of a GenBank genome assembly